Messenger RNA from Olea europaea var. sylvestris, 3457 nucleotides. RefSeq names its product kinesin-like protein KIN-7I. Gene Ontology annotation, molecular function: ATP binding; microtubule binding; microtubule motor activity. The transcript is spliced from 4 exons. The coding region runs from base 2517 to 2831 and encodes 104 amino acids. The record is from RefSeq and is a predicted model, not a curated record. Gene Ontology annotation, biological process: microtubule-based movement. Lineage: Eukaryota; Viridiplantae; Streptophyta; Magnoliopsida; Lamiales; Oleaceae.
UUAUGAUUAAAACCUGGUAGCCCAAGAUCAUUGAUGGAGCAAAACGCGUUGACCCUCUCAUUUUCAAGAUAGCUAGAGUCAUACCGCAAGAUGAGUAUGGGCAUGACUGUGGAUUGUUUGUUAUUAAGUAUGCGGAAUGUAUCAUAUACGGGAAGAUUGAUGUGAUAGCUAAAAAUUUCGAUCAGAUAUUAUCAAGAUUAUGCGUUGAUGCUCAACUUUUCAAGCAUGGGUGCGAUAAGCAGAUAGAAGAAUAUAAGACUGACUUUGACAUGGUUCCACAGUCUGUGAAGAGGGACAAGAAGAUGAAGGGUGUGAUUAUUGCUUGACAGCUGUUUUAAUAAAUUAGCUUUCUUUUGUGUAGUCAUCUAAGUUUUUAAUUCCAAACUUGAAGUAACUUUUUUGUGAAGUACUGUUAUGUACAUUCAGUUGUUCAUGUGUUAGUUUGUUAUAGAUCACACAUUCAUUCCUCUAGUCUUCUUUUUUUUUUUUUAUGACGGGAAACUCGCAGUCGCUACCCUUCGGGUGCGCACUGGAUAAACCCUCGGACUAACACAAUAGCCUAUAAAUCACGCCAACCAGGUAAACUGCACUGGGCAAGCCCUGUGCGACAAGUUUGACCGAGAAAGUGUUGGUAGGGGGAAACGAACUCGUGACCAAAGGUCUCCGCGCUUACCUACUCCACCACCUCGGUCACCGCAUGAGGGGAUCAUUCCUCUAGUCUAGAUGCUAUGGACAUCAACUCUUUACAGUAAUGUUCUUGUUUAGACUAGUUAUCGUUAUAUAAUAAUAUGAGUGUGUUUGUCCGAUAUUCAAGCAUUUAACGAUUUCAUAUUUAGAUUUAUUUUCUCUCUAGUAUCGAAGCAGGAAUAUCUAUCAUGAUGAUAAGUUACCUUUUAUCAUUGUACAGUUAUAUUGGCUCAAUUUUUUUGUUCAUGCGAUACUCUAUUGUUUAGGAAACCUAAUAGUGUCCAAAUUCAUUGUAUUGAUUGUUUUGAGAAUUUGAUCUUCCCAAGUGUAUUUUCUUGGGGCAGACAAAGUUUUUGUUAAUUUGCAUAUUAUUUAGAAAUUUUUUGGAUAGAAAUUGAUGAUUUUGUAAAACAAAGAGAAAGAUAGGUCUUGUGCAGAGAAAAAUGAUCAGUACAUGACCAUGAUCAGUUGCCUUAUAUAUAUACAUUACAAAAGUUUGCUACCUUGCUUCUAGUCGACAACUUUCUACCAACUACAAUCUUAGCUGUUGACAUGAUAAACCAUGCUGUGAAAGACAUUUUAAUGACAAAAAAUAAACACUACAUGGACUGAUUUUAAUACAUACAAUUGUUACAAAAAGUCAUAGCAAAAGGGACAAAUAAACAUCAACACUCUUGCUUGACACUUUUGCUGGAAACACCAAGACUUUUCCUUAAUGUUUCAAACCUUCCUUUCAAUAAUGACUUGGUUAUAUGUCUGCAUAUUGGUCUUCAGCUUUGAAAUGCACCAGCUUCACUUCACAAUUCUCUUGUGCUUCCCUAAUUGCAUGAUACCUGAUUUUGAUAUGUUUUGUUCUUCCAUGGAACACCGGAUUUUUGACCAUGGGUACAGCAAAUUGGUUAUCACAAAAGAUCACAGUUGCAUUAGCCUGUUUGUGGUUUAGAUCCUCCAAAACUUUUCUUAACCAAACAGCCUGAUCGGUAGCUUCUAAAGCAGCUACAUACUCACACACUCUGCCUCGUCUAUUGAUUGAGCUACACUUUUCUGUUGUACUGAGUUCCAGCAAAUCACACUUAAACCAGCAUAAAAUACAUAACCGGGGGUGCUCUUCAUAUCAUCGAGCGAUCCAGCCCAAUCACUAUCCGUAAAACUAGUUAAAACCAAUUUUUCUGACUUCCUAAACCAGAUUCCCAACCCCACAUUCCCUUUUAUGUAUCUUAGCACCCUUUUUGCAGUUGGAAAUGGAUUUCACUUGGUUCUUGUCUAAACCUGGAAAGUAUAUUUGCAGUAUAUGUAAGCAACUUCUCCUAAAGCUAGCUCAUUAGGUCCAAUCUCCUAAAGCUUUCAUUAUUGCUAAAGCAACGGGACAGUUACACGCAUGAAAUAUAGAUUAUAAAAGGCCAUUGUGUUGGGAAAUCGAGUUCAUUUAUUAAUUCAUGUGGUAAACCACAUGGCUUUGAGACUUAACAUCACAAUCAAUGUGGAGUACUGGGCAAGUUGAACACAUAAGGAUGGGUAUGCACUUAUAUAUUCUAAUCUUAUGAAUGUCUUUUGGUAACCAUAGGUUGUCUCGCGUUAUAUCGGUUAACUAGUAAACUUUGAUCUUAUUGCAACAAAUGAACCAGUUGUUUUAUUUAGACUUGUUAUUGGAUUUAACUGAUACUCUUUGAUUGUAAUUUCUCACUUCUAGGAAAUGGAUCGGGAGUUUCUUUUACGCAUGUCUUACAUGGAGAUCUACAAUGAGGAGAUAAAUGAUUUGUUGGCUCCUGAGCAUCGGAAAUUGCAAAUUCAUGAAAGUAUCGAUCUAUUAGUUUGCUUUUUCCACCUAUAUGACUACUUUCAUUGUGCAGAUAAGUACUAAUCGUCAGUGUCUCACAUUCUUUUUGUUUUUCUAUAACAUGAAGCGAGGGAUUUUUGUUGCCGGUUUAAGAGAAGUAAUUGCGGCGUCUCCUGAUCAAGUUCUUGAACUCAUGGAAUUUGGGGAAUCUCAUCGUCAUAUUGGGGAGACAAAUAUGAAUGUAUACAGCAGUAGGCCACACACGAUAUUCCGCAUGAUUAUUGAGAGCAGAGAGAAAACUGAUGAUGCAGAAGCAGACUUGUCAUGUGAUGCAGUUCGUGUCUCUGUCUUGGUAUGCAGUUCGUAGUCCUCUCUUUGUUUCUUCAUCUAUUUAAAAAUUCAUCUCCUAAAUUAUUAUUUUUAAUUGCUUUUUCAAGGGAAUAAAUAAUCAUGUUUUUGGCUUUGCUGUUAUCUUAGACUUGGUAAUCUAAAGUCUCUUCUAAGGUAAAAGCUUAUUUACGAACAUUGAAAAUUAAUAAUAAUGAUUUAGUACAUGAGCGUCUCUCAUAGGGGAUUUCUGUUGUGACUAUCAAAAAACACCCACAUCUUUUAUUUCAUUCCCCAUCUUCCAGGAGGUAUAGCUGAUAGCAUUUGUGAAAUCCUGAGUUCUCCAGCUUGUCUAUGUUUCUAAUGGAUUUAUCUGACCCUUUUUGUUGGGGUUUAAAAAUGCUGAAGAGGCUGAAAUGUUAUGGCCUUGUCCUGAUGGCUAUAACUUGGUCUAAAUGGUUUGGGAGGAAUACUAGGAUUUCUUAGAUUAUAAUUAUAAUCUCAUUGCUUAUAGGAUAGAGUUGUGUUUUGUCAUCUUCGAGGGCCAAAGCUGUGGGGCUGUUUGCUGAUUUACAAUUCUAAGUGUGCAAUGUGAUUUGAAGGAAUUUUUUAUUUUGGGAUGCAGUGGUGUUUGUCAUUUUUAUGUGCAAAUGUUUUGCGAUUAUA